ACUCAUCGGCUAUCGCAUCAUCCCAUCGAUAGCUCUCUCAGCACCUGCUUCUCUUUCCUGCCUGCGUACACCGAUCGAUAUACCGUACGCACACAGACCACGGCGAAAACUGAGGAUGCAGCAUGCCAUGGUGAGCGUUGCGACGGGCGUGCUGAGCCCCCUCCUCGGCAAGCUCUCAGCCCUGGUGGAGAAGGAGUACGCACAGCUCAAGGGCGUGCGCAAAGAGACCAUCUCUUUACAGGAGGAGCUGAGGAGCAUGAACGCUCUGCUCGAGAGGCUGGCGGCCGAGGACGACCCCGACGUCCAGGUGAAGGAGUGGAGGAACCAGAUCCGGGACCUCUCCUACGACAUCGAGGAUUGCGUCGACGACUUCCUGCGUCGCGUGGAGCACGACCACGGCAGCAAGAAGCCCGACGUGGGCUUCUUCCAGAAGAACAUCUCCAAGCUGAAGGCGCUAGGGGCUCGCCACGACAUCGCCGAGAAGAUCCGGGAGCUGAAGGCUCGCGUCGACGACGUGAGCAAGCGGCGCAGCCGCUACAACUUCGAAGGAGCCAGCAGCUCUGCCGGCCCUGCCGCCGCUGCGGUGCCCAUCGACCCUCGGCUGCCCGCUCUCUAUGCCACGGCGCCGGGGAGCCUUGUCGGCAUCGACGGGCCAAGGGAGGAGAUCAUUAAGUUGUUGACUGAGGGAGAAGGGGAGCUGGGGAAUACUAGGCUCAUGGUGGUCUCCAUAGUGGGGUUUGGAGGGCUAGGCAAAACUACUCUCGCAAGCGAGGUGUACCGUGAACUGGGAGAGCAGUUUGACUGCCGGGUGAUCGUAUCGGUGUCCCAAAGCCCCGACAUAAUCAAGAUUAUUACCAAGAUUCUAUCGCGAGCCAAGGGGCAACCAUCUCACAUGUAUGAUGCCAGAGAUCAGCAAGAUCUAAUCGAGGAACUUAGAAGCUAUCUGCUACACAAGAGGUACUUCCUUGUAAUUGAUGAUAUAUGGGAUAAACAUGUGUGGGAGGUUAUUAGCUGUGCAUUUCCGGACAAUAAUCACGGAAGCAGAGUGAUAACAACUACACGAGUUGAGAGUGUGGCUAGAGCAUGUUGUAUCCAUCGCCGUGAAUGCAUCUAUAAGAUGAAUCCACUCAAUGGAGAAGACUCAAGAAGAUUAUUUUUUAAUAGAAUAUUUGGCUCUCAAGGUGCCUGCCCUAGUGAGCUGCAAGAGGUUUCAUCUAAAAUUUUAAGGAAGUGUGGAGGUUUGCCGCUAGCCAUUAUUACUAUAGCUAGCCUUUUAGCUAGCCAAGCAGGCGAAGUGAAGGAAUAUUGGGAGUACCUGCAGAACUCCAUGGGCUCCAUUGUCGGGACAGAUUGCAGCUUGGAGGUGAUGAGACAAAUACUAAACCUUAGCUACAAGAACCUUCCUCCUCAUCUCAAGACUUGCUUUCUGUAUCUUGGGGCGUAUCCAGAAGAUACCGAGGUCUGGAGGGAUGAUUUGGUCAGGCAAUGGGCAGCUGAAGGCUUUGUGGGCAGAAUGCCUGUGGGGGCCGUCGGAGUUGCAGUCAACUGUUUCAACGAGCUGGUAAACAGAAGCAUGGUUCAGCCGGUGAAGAUUGACUACAAUGGCGAGGUCUUGUCCUGCAGGGUGCACGAUAUGAUGCUUGAUCUUAUCAUUCGAAAGUACUCUGCAGAGGAGAACUUCCUCACCGUGGUAGAGCAUUCACAGGAGAUCAAGAUCAGGGGAUGGACCCACAGUGUUCGUCGGCUGUUCCACCUCUCCGAUGCAGCAGAAAGGCGUCGCGAUAUGCGAAUAGCAGCGGUGGACAUUGAUCCGUCAAAACUUCGAUCUUUUUCAACCCUCGGGAGCUCCACCCUGGGCCAUAUCCCACCCUUGUCGGAGUUGAAGUUCAUCCGAGUCCUGAUCCUUGAGUUCCUUUUCCCCACGAAGGCGAGUGAUGCAAGGACGGUCAACCUCACUGCCAUAUGCAAACUGUUUCAGCUGCGAUAUCUCAAGAUCCGAAGCGAAGUUGCGAUGCUGCUACCUACUCAGAUUCGAGCGCUUCAACAUCUAGAGACACUGGAGAUAGUCAGCCCAAGAAAAAAGAUGAGCAUUGCCUUGCCAUCGGACGUUGCUCAGCUCCCCUGCCUGUCUUACCUCAGCAUCCUGCCGUGCAUGGCAAGCCUGCCAGACGACAUUGGCGCUAUGAGAUGCCUGCGCUCCCUGGCGUCCAUUGUUCUGGAAGAGAACUCGCUAGACAUCAUCAGGGGGCUCCGGCAUCUCACUAACCUGAAAGAGCUCUACGUCCGUGUCCCAGUAGAUGACCGCUUCGUUGAGACGGCGGAGGCGCGCGUCGACGUUCUGUACUCUUCUCUCCCGGAGCACGGCGACUGCAAGCUGUAUCUCACGGCCUGGUCUCCCUGGGCGUGGUUCCCAGUGGUUCCCCAGUGGGUUGGCCGCCUGGAGAAGUUGUACAGUUUGGAGAUCGGCGUCGAAGAGCUGUGCAGGGAGGGCGUCGCCGUCCUCGCAGGGCUACCCGCCCUUGUCCGCCUCGACCUGUGGAUCCGGGCCGCCCCGAGAGAAGGCAUCGUCAUCGCCGGCACAGGGUUCCCCGUCCUCAAGCACCUCAUAGUCACCUGCAGGGCGCUGCGCCUGACCUUCGAGGCCGGUGCAAUGCCCAGACUCCAGAAGCUCAAGCUGGAAUUCAACGCGGACGGAGCGGCCGCGGAGCAGGGCGGGUGCGACAAUAAUGCCCUCGCCGGCGUCGAGCACUUGUCGGGACUCAAAGAGAUCUACGCUCGUAUUGGGGGCUUCGGCAGAAGGACUGCGGUGUCCGCGCUGAGGGACGCCAUCGGCUUGCACCCGAGUCGUCCACGCGUGGACAUCAUCUGCAUGCAGGGGAGAUACGGAUGACCAGAGAGACCUCAGCGACUAACAGAACGCCAAUAAUUUCCCAAGUGGCAGAGCCAGAAUUUCAUUGCUAGAUGUGCCGGCCGCAACUAGUUGCUAGAGCCCAGAGGGAUGAGGCAGCCCGACCGCCGCAUGUUCGCUCCUGCCGCAACAUGGCGUGCGGCGCCCACCGCUAGUCGCCACAGCCCAGAGGGAUGAGGUGGCCUGACCGCCGCCGUCGUGCGCGUGCCAGCCACGGUGGUCCAGAGGGAUGAGGAUUACACUGAUUGUAAAGGGCUAACUUGAAUUUAGACUUGACAGUAGUCUUGUCGAUGGUAAUAGACUUAGGUGAGAUAUAUAAUUAUGAUAUUUUGGAUCAAAAUUCAGGGUAGUUCUAGCUUACUCGGACUACCCUUUAAAUCUAUCUAUGGGGUUAUCCUUCAAUAAUGUUUCUGACACAAAAAUAGACUG
This is a messenger RNA of Phragmites australis (common reed), 3337 nucleotides long. Its product is annotated as disease resistance protein RGA5-like. Gene Ontology annotation, biological process: defense response to other organism. Gene Ontology annotation, molecular function: ADP binding. Lineage: Eukaryota; Viridiplantae; Streptophyta; Magnoliopsida; Poales; Poaceae. The transcript has 3 exons. The record is from RefSeq and is a predicted model, not a curated record. Bases 116 to 2890 code for a protein of 924 amino acids.